AUUUCAGCUAUUAUCAACUACAAUAUUAACAAAAUAGUUUUGACUUUAUUUACCUGAGAAAGGGAGAAAAAAUUGAAAUUCUGUUUUGUAUGGUUUAAAACUCAAAACCACAAUAGUCAUGGAUCCAAAAAAAGUUGUUGAGAUCCUUGAAGGGACAAUGCAUCCAGCACUUCGACAAGAGGCAGAAAGCAAACUAGAUGAAAUGCACAAGAUCAGUGGAUUUGCUCCUCUUCUAUUGCAAAUUGUAAUGUCUGAAGAAAUACCAAUGGCAGUCAGGCAAGCCGGUGCAAUUUAUAUGAAAAAUAUGUGUACCAAGUGGUGGAGAAAGGACCCAGAAGAUGACGAAUCUACCGAUGUCUUUUUCAUUCAUGAAAAUGAUAAAGCAAUUAUAAGAGAGAAUAUUGUCGAGGCCAUUAUACAUGCUCCUGAAGUUAUCAGAAGUCAAAUGAGCGUCACUGUUUAUCAAAUCAUUAGGGAAGACUUUCCAGAGCGAUGGCCAGGAAUCAUAGAUAAGAUUGCCAACUACUUGGGAGGUGAUCCAAAUACAUGGAUGGGAGCUUUGCAGACCUUGUAUCAAUUGGUUAAAAAAUAUGAGUACAAGAAACGAGAAGAGAGGGUACCAUUAUUGGAAGCAAUGAAAAUAUUUCUACCCGCUCUGGGACAACUUUUUCAGCAUGCACUCAAUGAUGGGUCUGCUCAGUCUGUGCUUAUUCAAAAGCAAUGUUUGAAAGUGCUUUAUGCUCUUACACAGUAUUCUCUGCCUCUCAAAUUGAUUGAAGGUGCAGUUUUGGAUACCUGGAUGAAAUACAUUCAAAUUGUGAUUGAAGAGGCACCACCUGAAGAAACUCUACAAGUGGAUGAAUUAGAGAGACCCGAUUUACCAUGGUGGAAAUGUAAAAAGUGGGCUCUGCAUAUUUUAACCAGAGUUUUUGAAAGAUAUGGUAGUCCUGGGACUGUCAGUCAAGAAUAUAAUCAAUUUUCUGAAUUUUUCUUGCGAAGGUACGCUGUCGGAGCAACUCAUGUUCUUCUGAAAGUAUUGGGUGAUUACAGCAAGGGAAAAUAUGUAUCCCCUCGCGUCUUACAACAGACAAUGCAAUUUUUGGAACAAGGAGUUAGCCAUUCUCAAACUUGGAAAGUCAUGAAAGGAGUUUAUGACGAAGUUUUGAAAGAUGUAAUAUUUCCUCUGAUGUGUUUCUCAGAAAAAGACGAAGAAUUGUGGAGCGAUGACCCACAUGAGUUUGUUCGUGAAAGAUUUGAUUUCAAGGAAGAUUUCUUUUCUCCAUCGAGUGCAGCUCAGUGUUUCUUGCAGUCCGCUUGUACUAAAAGAAAGCAAGUUGUGCAAAAAACAAUGGGUUUUUGUCAUAAAGUUCUGGUUGCCAAUGAAACAAAAACGGAACCCCGUCGCAAGGAAGGAGCUUUGCAUAUUAUUGGAUCUUUAUCAUCAACCCUAAGAAAAAGAAAAGUAUACAAAAGUCAAUUAGAAAGCAUGCUUUUUACCCAUGUUAUUCCAGAAUACAAGAGUACGCUUGGAUACAUGAGAGCAAGAGCCGUAUGGGUCACUCAGCAUUUCAGCCGAAUCACAUUCAAAAAGGAUUCGAAUAUAUUUGCAGUGGCUGAUGGAAUACGUACACUUCUUAUUGAUGACCCUGAACUUCCAGUUCGAGUUGAGGCUGCUUUUGCUCUUCAGACUCUACUGUUGCACAAGGAAAAAGCUGAGAAGCGUUGUGAACCUUAUAUCAAUGUCAUGAUUCAGAGUUUACUUCAACUUGUGCAUGAAACAGAGAAUGAUGAGUUGACUUCAGUUGUGCAUAAAAUUAUUUGUCUUUAUUGCGAGCAAGUGAUACCAUAUGCAGUAGACAUAACACAGAGUUUGGUGAUGACGUUUUUCAAACUAUUAACUGAUGAAAAUGGACAAAUCAAUGGCACUGGAGAUGAUGAUGAUGAGGCAUCUGACAACAGAUCAGUGGCUGCUAUGGGAGUGUUAAGUACAAUUGAAACAGUUUUGGAUACAAUGGAGGAACAAAGAGAUAUUACAGUACAAUUAGAAAGUAUUGUUGUUCCUGUGGUCGCCCAUGUUUUGAAGAAUAGAAUUAUGGAUUUUUAUGAAGAAAUCUUAUCGUUAAUGUAUUCUUUAACUUGCCAAGCAAUUUCACCACAAAUGUGGGAGGCAUUGCCAUUGAUUAAAGUUAUUUUUGACGAUGACGGCUUUGAUUAUUUCUCCGAAAUGAUGCCUGUCGUGCACAACUUUUGCACUGUUGAUACAGAUGUAUUUUUGUCAAACACAAAAAAUAUGGAAACAGUAUUUGAAAUGUGCAAAAAAAUUCUUGAAGAACAAAAUGGAGAAGAUGCAGAAAGUCAUGCUGUAAAACUUCUGGAAGUAAUCAUUUUGCAAUGCCAUGGAAAAAUUGACCAGUGCAUCCCUUCAUUUGUUCAGCUUGCUCUUGAAAGACUCACCAAAGAAGUGAAAACAAGUGAACUUCGAACCAUGUGCCUUCAAGUUGUAAUUGCUGCCCUUUAUUACAAUCCCACCUUACUUUUUCAAACAUUGGAAAGCAUGCAGUUCCCAAACACAACGGAAACUGUUACUGAGCAAUUUUUUCGCCAGUGGCUUAAAGAUGCAGAUUGCUUUCUCGGAAUUCAUGAUAGACGGAUAUCUGUACUUGGCCUAUGUACUGUGAUUGAUUCUGCGGAACGACCAAAAAUCAUAUCUGAACUUGCACCAGACAUUUUACCUUCUUUAAUCUUAAUGUUGCAAGGACUGACUCAAGCUUACAGAAGUAGAGGGGAAGAGAACAGCAGUGAAAGCUCGAAUUCUGAUGAGGAAGAAGAUGAGAGUGAUCAUGAACGUGAGGAGCUUGAAUCAAGUGAGGAUGAGGUUGAUGAAGAGUCUGCUGAAUACUUAGAAAUGCUGGAGAAGAGUUCUUUAAAUGGUAUUGAUGGCGACAGUGAUAUCAGUGAUGGAGAGACGCCGCUUGAAAUUUACGCAUCUUCUUUUGAUGACGAAGAUAAUGUUGGCAGUGAAUAUUUCAUUUUCAAGCAAGUCUUAAAACGAUUGGAAUUAAAUAACAAUGGAUGGUAUAAUCAGCUUGUUUCUGGUUUGACUGACGAUCAAAGGAAGAACCUUCAGGAAGUUUUCACAACUGCGGACCAACGGCAAGCAGAGGCAGAGUCUAAAAAAAUCGAAAAGACUGGAGGUUAUCAAUUUAACACCACUAAUGUGCCAACUACUUUCAAUUUUUCUGCAUCUGGUCCACCACCAGCAUUCUCUCCUUAAUAAGUACAAAGUCAACAUUGUUUUGAGCAUGUAUUUAGCAUUGAGAAUGGGUGCAAUUUCUGUAAACUAUUCUGGUUCAUUUGUAAUUAAAUUAGGUGCUUACACAGGUGAUAUACUGGAUCACUUGUCAGGGGUGUUGGAACUCAAAUUACUCAAAAAUUUCGAACGAAUUCUGUAUUAUUUUUUACCGUUUCAAUAAUUGAAUAUGUUUAGCAUUGAGCCAUGUGAAAUAGAAAAAUUUGCGCAAUUUAGUUUGUUAAUUUGACAAUUAAUUUUUUCCCCACUGGAUGUCGAUUGCUGGAUAUAUCGAUUUUUAAACUGAAAUAUUUUUUAUUUUUUUUUUAAAGAUAUUUGUUGAAAAUAACUAGUUUCUCAAGUUUUAUUCAUUCUUGACAGGUGGCUUGAACUUUCACCCCCAGAAUGUAUAUUAUAUUUGUUAGGUAGAAAACGAAUCCCUGUCCACACAUACUCUUGUUAAAAUUGUUUUUCUUUUGGUUUGUUUCACCUAUUAAACUUUACUGCCCAUCUCCAUAAUACUGUUUCAGUGAUAUCGUUAACUUUAGAUUGUACAUGACCUUAUGAGUUCGCAUUUUAUUAACAGUUGUGUUUUUAGUGAAGUUGAAAAUAAAAAAAAACAUCUUAGUUA
This is a messenger RNA of Styela clava, 3920 nucleotides long. Its product is annotated as importin-7-like. Gene Ontology annotation, biological process: protein import into nucleus. Lineage: Eukaryota; Metazoa; Chordata; Ascidiacea; Stolidobranchia; Styelidae. The record is from RefSeq and is a predicted model, not a curated record. Gene Ontology annotation, molecular function: small GTPase binding. Gene Ontology annotation, cellular component: cytosol; nuclear envelope.